GAUGCCAAAGGAGGACCUGAUCUGCACAGGAUGCGGGAAGGAUCCCUACCACUCUGGUACGGGCUGCCUUUGCCCUCCCGGUGCUGGCAACUGGGUUCCCAAGGAGGCGAGCGCUGAAGAGGCAGCAACGAAAUCACCCCCAGCGAGGGGAAGCGCUGCCGAAGACGGCGAGGUUAUUUGCAGCUGUGGGCAGCCGCGUACUCGGGCGUCCAAAGCCCCGGACAGGGUCCUCCCUUGCAG
Messenger RNA from Symbiodinium pilosum, 240 nucleotides. The record is from the annotation of a GenBank genome assembly. NCBI's taxonomy places the organism in Eukaryota, Dinophyceae, Suessiales, Symbiodiniaceae.